Molecule: messenger RNA, 1944 nt
Organism: Mesocricetus auratus (golden hamster)
Lineage: Eukaryota; Metazoa; Chordata; Mammalia; Rodentia; Cricetidae
Product: leucine-rich repeat and calponin homology domain-containing protein 1-like
Molecular function (GO): protein binding
Source: RefSeq, a predicted model, not a curated record
AUGCCAUCCAUGAGUGCAGCUCCUAGGUCUUCAUGCAGGGUCACUUUCAACCUCAUUUCAAUGCUCUCUCGGAGCUGCUCCACCCGCUCCUUUUCUCGCAGCCCUCGGCCUCCCGGGCUGGAAAUCUUUGCGAUUGAGCGGUUGCCUCUAGAUGGAAACCCGGGAAGCAAACCCCAAGCUUUCAUGCCCGCCCUCUCGGCAACCGCCCUACACCCACACCUUCACCAGCACCACGAGCACCAAGGAGGCACGGAAGGCGCGGGCUUCAACCUGCCCUUGAACUGCGGGCUGGAGCGCUCACUGGAAGAGGCGGCCAAUUCUGGGGGCUUAAACCUGAGCACAAGGAAGCUGAAGGAGUUUCACCGGACGGUGGCCCCCGGGCACAACCUCUCAGACAUGGUUCAGGCAGAUCUGUCUAAAAACAGGCUGGUGGAACUGCCGAUGGAACUGUGCCAUUUCGUAUCCCUGGAGAUCCUUAACCUGUAUCACAACUGUAUCCGCAUCAUCCCAGAGGCCAUUGUUAAUUUGCAGAUGCUAACCUACUUAAACUUGAGCCGAAAUCAGCUGUCUGCCCUGCCUGCCUGCCUGUGUGGUCUGCCUCUCAAAGUCUUAAUCACAAGUAACAACAAGAUGGCAUCACUACCUGAAGAGAUAGGUCAGCUCAAGCAGUUAAUAGAGUUGGAUGUCAGCUGCAACGAGAUCACAGCCUUGCCCCAGCAGAUUGGCCAGCUAAAGUCUCCACAAGAACUGAAUGUCCGAAAAAAUAACCUUAAGAUUUUACCACCAGAACUAGUAGAUCUCCCCUUGGUAAAGUAUGACUUUUCCUGCAACAAAGUUCUGGUGAUACCCAUCUGUUUCAGAGAGAUGAAGCAGCUUCAAGUGCUCUUUCUGGAGAACAACCCUCUGCAGUCCCCGCUGGCUCAGAUUUGCACAAAAGGCAAAGUGCACAUAUUUAAGUACCUGAGCAUACAAGCGUGCCAGAUUAAGACGACUGCCCUGUACCUCCACACCAUGGAGAGGCCUCAUUUGCACCAGCAUGUAGAAGACAGUAAGAAGGAUUCUGAUUCGGGAGUUGGAAAUGACAAUGGAGAUAAGCGGUUAUCUGCCACCGAGCCCUCCGAUGAGGACACAGUUAGCCUCAAUGUUCCCAUGUCAAACAUCAUGGAGGAAGACCAGGCCAUCAAGGAGGAUGCCUGCCAUCAUCUGACCCCAGCCAAAGGAGAAUUUCAGCCAGAGCCUUCCCUUUUGGGUGACAGCAACAGCUCAGGACGAGAAAGAGACCAGUUUGCUGAUGGAGCAGAUGCUCUUCACCCGGGAUUUAUGAACUAAAAGGACCAGGCGCGAGAGUGUGAAGAGCUAUUGCGGAUAGAAGAGGUUGCUCAUUGGCACAUGGAGAGACUACUAGAGUCAUCCAAAGAUCAGGAUUUGGAUAUAGCAAUGAUUGAGCAGCUGAGAGAAGCAGAAGUGUUGCUUCAGGAUCCCAACGGUCUGAGCGCUGACAUUACAGGGAGGAGUAUUUUGAGCCUGUAUCCCAUGGGCUCAGCAGAAGCCUGAGAAUUACCUGACCCUACGUUCAAUGGUCAGAUGCAGCUGGAGAUGUCCCCAGAGUGUGAGGUGCAAAAUGAUCUAAUGAUGCGGAGUAACGGGAACCAUUAUUCUCCAAAUGAGAUGAGAGACAACUCCCCUUCCGUGUCUCCUACUGCAAACAUCACAGCUCCUUUUGGCCUGAAGCCUCUCUCAGUGUUUCUAAGACCGCAGAGAAAUUUGGAAUCCAUAGACCUGCAGUUUACGAUUUGGAGGAAAAUGGAGCAGAUGACAGAAGGAAAGGAGCUGGUGGAGCAGCACCGAGAGAGCAUUGAAAUGAGGUUGAAAGUGACCCUGCAUGAAGACAUAGGAGCUGCACUCAUGGAUGGCGUCGUGCUCUGCCACUUGGCCAACCACAGG